Molecule: messenger RNA, 851 nt
Organism: Pimephales promelas (fathead minnow)
Lineage: Eukaryota; Metazoa; Chordata; Actinopteri; Cypriniformes; Leuciscidae
Source: RefSeq, a predicted model, not a curated record
AAGGCUCAUGUAUGGUUGACCAAUUCUAUAUCUAUUCAACUUACAGAUGUGAACAUUGUCAUCAGAAAAAUUGCCAGCUAUCUCAUCUUUGAUAAGGAGAUUGUUCAGAAUGGUGAUCAUUUUAAUAUUAAGACUCUCACCACCUUUAGGAACUACAAUAUGGAUUUUGAUGUUGGAAAGGAGUUUGAGGAGGAUUUGGUUGGGGUAGAUGACAGGAAAUGUAUGACCACGGUAAACUGGGAGGGAGACAAACUGGUGUGUGUGCAGAAAGGAGAAAAGGAGGGAAGGGGCUGGACACAGUGGGUCAAAGGGGAUGAGUUACAUGUGGAAAUGCGAGCCUGUGGAGUGGUGUGUAAACAGGUUUUUAAGAAACAAGUUCUCAACAGAUGUCCCAUGAACAAGUAAUCAACUGUGAAUAAAAUUGAAAGUUCCUGCCUAUUAAUAAUAGUCAAUGCUAAUAUAUAGUCCUUUUUAAGAGUAGAUAUUGGCUUUUUUAUUCAUGUCAUGUAAACAAUGUGUGGUGAAACUUUGUCAAAGAAAAUUAAAGGUUCACACGAAAAACAUGUUCACUAUUCUCAUCAGUUUUCUUUAUUUUGUAAGUUGUGAUUUGUCACACUUUCAGCACACAUGAUAUAUGGAUGCAGGAGUGCAGGUUUACAGCCCCUUCCCAUUUCAUCCUCCUCUUCCUGCUUCUGAAAAGAGCUCAAUUUUCUGUGGGGUCAAGACCCAUCUUAUCUCAGAAAGACCCUCAGAUGUAAAGACGGUAUUUUUAGACAGCAGUAAAUCUCUCAGGAGGCAUAGUGACCGCAGCGCGACCAAACCCACACACAAAUGAAUUUAAAAUGUGUCUG